Molecule: messenger RNA, 1401 nt
Organism: Mycena indigotica
Lineage: Eukaryota; Fungi; Basidiomycota; Agaricomycetes; Agaricales; Mycenaceae
Product: Allantoinase
Exons: 7
Coding region: 1-1401 (466 amino acids)
Biological process (GO): purine nucleobase catabolic process; allantoin catabolic process
Cellular component (GO): cytoplasm
Molecular function (GO): cobalt ion binding; zinc ion binding; allantoinase activity
Source: RefSeq, a predicted model, not a curated record
AUGUCUCAAACUUUGACAGUCACUGGCCAACGGGUCCUGCUACCCGAUUCUCUGGACCCUCGUCCAGCGACGCUAACCAUCGAAUCAGGAAAAAUAGUGGCUAUUGAAGACGGCUGGCGCAAAAGCGACAUCGAUGCUGGAAGCUACAUCCUUAUCGCUGGUCUCGUUGAUGCUCAUGUCCACCUCAAUGAACCUGGAAGAACAGCAUGGGAAGUAAGCGCUUCUUCCCUUUUCUCGCAUUCAUCCGAUCUUUCUUUCUUCCACCAGGGCUUCUGGACGGGAACACGGGCAGCGGCUGCUGGCGGCGUCACUUGUGUCGUAGACAUGCCUUUAAACUCGCUCCCUCCCACCUGUUCAUCAGCCAAUCUCGACCUUAAGCGCGCAGCAGCCACCAACCAAUGUUUCACUGACGUCGCCUUCUGGGGCGGCGUCAUACCUGGAAAUCAGCACCAUCUUAGACCGCUUGUUGAUGCUGGCGUCAAAGGGUUCAAAUGUUUUCUCAUAGACAGUGGUGUCGAGGAAUUCCCUUGUGUGUCAGAGGAGGAUACCCAAUCUGCGAUGGAGAUUCUCCAGGAUCUCUCUACGGUUCUUCUGUUUCACGCGGAAUUUGACCACGCCCCGUCGCAACCCGCGCAACCACCGCAGCCGUCGACAGCUUAUAACACCUUCUUGCAAUCAAGGCCAGAGAAGCUUGAAGUCGAUGCCAUCUCUCUUAUCACAAGGCUCCAACAACGGUAUCCUGCGCUCAGAUGCCACAUUGUCCAUCUGUCUGCUGCAUCUGCCCUCCCAGUGAUUCGAGCGGCAAAGGCCGCUGGUGCGAAGCUGACUGUGGAAACUUGCUUUCAUUACCUUUGUCUCGCUGCGGACCACCUUCCUGAUGGCCACCCCGAAUUCAAGUGCUGUCCCCCCAUCCGCGACGACACCAACCGCCAGCUGCUAUGGGAGGCCCUACUUGACGGAACAAUUGACUGCGUGGUAUCUGACCACAGUCCGUGUGUAGCCGAAUUGAAGCACAUUGACGAUGGCGAUAUUAUGGGAGCUUGGGGCGGAAUUAGCACGUUAGGUCUCGGCCUUAGCCUCCUCUGGACCGAGGGGUCGAAGCGUGGUGUGAGUCUUGCCCAAAUACUUGAUUGGACGAGCAAAAAGACAGCUGAACACGCGAGUCUGCAUCACCGCAAGGGCGCACUCAAAGUCGGGUUCGACGCUGAUUUUGUCGUUUGGGACCCAGAUGCUGAGUUCACUGUCACCAAAGAGUCGCUUCAUUUCAAGAACAAGUUGUCAGCUUAUGAAGGGCUGAAUCUGCGCGGUCAAGUCAAGCAGACUUACGUGCGCGGCUCCCUCGUAUAUGACUCUACCGCCUCAGACGCUUUUGUAAACCCUCCCGUUGGCAACUUGCUCUAA